AUGGUCCCCCCAAACUUUAAACUUCCCGCCCUGCGUUCCUACGAUGGCCGAGGUGACCCCGAGGAUCACCUCCGCGCCUUCCUCUCCGCUUUUCGGCUCUAUUGCGUCCCCGACGCAGUAAUUUGCCAAGCUUUCCCCAUCUUCCUGCAGGGCACGGCCCGAAAGUGGUUCUGGGGUUUAGAACCGAGGAGCAUUUCCUCACUGGAUGAGUUGAUAGAUCGGUUCAUUCACCGCUUUGUAUCAUCUCGUCCGAUUACGAAGAUUUCGGCCUACCUCUUGAACCUGCAGCAAGCUCCCGGUGAGUCACUGCGCUCAUACGUGCAGAGGUUCAACGAGGAGAACGUGCAGAUACCUGAUCAGAAUGAGCAGGUAACUAUAGCCGCCUUCACCAACGGGCUUAUCGCGGGAAUCUUCAAUACCGAGAUACACCGGGAUUACCCCCGCACACUUCGAGAACUUUGGGAUCGAGUAGAUCAGGGAAUCCGAAGUGAAGAUUUAAACCGCAUGAAGCGAGAGGCUCAAGCCACUCGUACCGAGCAGGAUUCCCGGAGGAAAAAAGACGCCAGCGAGUCGAACAAGGCCCCAGUGGCUCGUCGACUCAGUUCCGAGACCGCCGAAGUGUCUUCGAUCGGAUUGUGA
Coffea eugenioides is the source of this 639-nucleotide messenger RNA. RefSeq lists its product as uncharacterized. The coding region runs from base 1 to 639 and encodes 212 amino acids. The transcript has a single exon. The record is from RefSeq and is a predicted model, not a curated record. Lineage: Eukaryota; Viridiplantae; Streptophyta; Magnoliopsida; Gentianales; Rubiaceae.